AGGGGGGAGCCCGACUCGCUGCAGGCGGAAGCGCCGCUGCCAUUGGCCCAGCGGCGACGAUUACCUGCACGGGGCCCGGGCGCAAAGUCCGAGGCGCGAGGCGGGGGCGGAGGCGGGGGCAGGCGGCAGCGUAGGUGGGCCCGCACUCUCGGCCAGGCAAGAUGCCCCUGGGGCUGCGCGGGAAGAAGAAGAAGUCCAAGGAGACCGCCCCGCUGGUGGGGGGCGAGCAGACGGACGCGGGCGGCGGCAGCGUCCCCGGCCCCCCGGCUCCCGCGCGCAGGCUCGUCUUCCACGCGCAGCUGGCGCACGGCAGCCCCACGGGCCGGGUGGAGGACUUCUCUAGCGUCCAGGAGCUCUACGCCAAAAUCGCGGGCGUGUUUGAGAUCUCGCCGUCGGAGAUCUUAUAUUGUACUUUAAACACGCCUAAAGUUGACAUGGAAAAACUCCUAGGAGGACAAAUAGGACUGCAAGAUUUGAUCUUUGCCCACGUGAAAGGAAUCAAAAAAGAAGUGAAUGUGUAUAAAUCUGAUGAUUCACUUGGUCUCACCAUUACAGACAAUGGUGUUGGCUAUGCUUUUAUAAAGAGAAUUAAAGAUGGUGGCAUUAUUGACUCAGUUAAAACCAUUUGUGUUGGGGAUCAUAUUGAAUCUAUAAAUGGAGAAAGUGUUGUUGGGAAGCGUCACUAUGAUGUUGCUAAGAAGUUAAAGGAAUUAAAAAAAGAGGAACUCUUUACCAUGAAGUUAGUAGAACCUAAGAAGGAAUUUGAUAUAGGGCCAAGGUCGAAAGCUGGAAAAUCAUCGGCAGAAAAAGUUGGUACCGGAAAGGAAACUCUUCGCCUGAGAUCAAAAGGUCCUGCCACCGUGGAAGAAGUGCCUUCUGAAGCCAAAGCAAAGGCAAUUGAAAAGAUUGAUGAUCUUCUUGAAUUGUACAUGGGAAUUCGAGAUAUUGAUUUAGCUACCACAAUGUUUGAAGCUGGAAAGGACAAAGGUAAUCCAGAUGAAUUUUGUACGGCACUCAACGAAACUCUUGGAGACUUUGCGUUCCCAGAUGAAUUUGUCUUUGAUCUUUGGGGAGCCAUUGGUGAUGCCAGACGAGGAUGAUUAUGAUGUGGGUGAUCUGCCUCUGAAGAAAUGAGCCAUUGUUAUUAUUGUUAAAAAAUCCCUAUAAGAUCUGCUUUUGGACACUGUAUGAACUCUGGUUUAAUUGUAUGUGUAUGGAAUACAUUCUUUGAAAUAUAAGUUUGAUUUCUGGGUACUUUUUAAUGCAGCUACUUAUGUAGUAUUCUUGAAAUAAAUUCCUAAAAUAUGA
Messenger RNA from Lemur catta (Ring-tailed lemur), 1308 nucleotides. RefSeq names its product GIPC PDZ domain containing family member 2 (gene GIPC2). The transcript is spliced from 6 exons. Lineage: Eukaryota; Metazoa; Chordata; Mammalia; Primates; Lemuridae. The coding region runs from base 162 to 1100 and encodes 312 amino acids. Gene Ontology annotation, molecular function: protein binding. The record is from RefSeq and is a predicted model, not a curated record.